UAUUGCUGACAAAGGAUCAAACCCACCAGCGGCAAGAAAUUCGGGGCCAGAGUUCUCGUAUCAAGACGCUGCUUGCGUAGUACAGCAGCUACCAUGGAGGCAACUUCUGCAGUUGGGAUGGCUGUGACUCGUCCAUCUUCAACAUUAUUUGGUAAAAAUGGUGGGACGUCGCAUUCUCGUGGAGUAUAUGUGGUGCGUAAGUUGGCAGAUUCAUCAAUAUUAUAAAGUCGGCCGUUCUGGGCUUUAUGCUUUAGGUGCCGGGCAUGAUUAAAAUUCUAUAGCAAGUAGUGGACUGUCGGCUGAGGCGGCUUUUCCAUUGUCGAGCACCAGAAAGAAAACAGGGAAGUUUAUCUAAUUCUACAUCUAAUGACUCAUAUUCUUCGUCCCCAUCUUACCGUAUCUAGAACAGCUUAUAAAUAUUUGAGAUGUUGAUAUGUUCCUUUUCAAUUUAUGGUACGUUUGAUGUUACAUAAAGUAACAGGGUUAUGGUGGCCUGAUGGAAGAGAUUUACGACCUUCCAACGAAGUAAAGCAGAUCUCUCUGCUUCAGACCUUUAAGAAGAUGCUGCAACUUCAAGCAAAAGGAGACCCAUGCUGCAAAUUCUAAGCAGCGCCAAUUGAGGAGUCGCCAUGGUGGAUGCAGAUGAGGUUGAGCUCAGCGGCGUGCUUCAUAUCUAUGUCCAUCUUGCCAGGAACAUUCAUAACAUCUGUAUCUACGACGACCAAGAUGUUUAUGCGAAGUUCUCAUUGACGUGUGAUCCUGAUGAGGUUCUUUCCACAAGAACUGUGCAUGGUGGUGGCAGAAAUCCAGAUUUCAACGAGGGUUUGCAGAUAAAGAUCGUUCAAUUGGAUGCUGUGCUCAAAUGCGAGAUUUGGAUGCAUAGCAGGAAUGCGAACUAUCUGGAAGACCAAUUACUAGGCUUUGUCUUGGUACCCUUGUCCUCGGUUAUAGGAAAAGGCAAGCUCACCCGAGAUUUCACACUGUCGUCCACGGACCUCUUCCAUUCCCCUGCAGGAUUUGUUCAGCUAACCCUGUUCUUUGAAAAUAGUGCACAUCCAUUUCCGCAACUGAACAGCCCUGCAGACUCAACAGAAGUGGUACUUCAUGACCCAAAGGACCAAAACCUAGACCACUGUGAGUAUGAGAAGUUUGAAUUUCCUGAUGUCAAGAUCACAACAGAGAAUCAGAGGAUGGUCUUUGAGUAUUUUGACAUGGCUAAGAAGAAUCACGCUUCUGUAUUGAAUUUCAACGCUAAUGGUUUGGUAACUAUGCCAUUUCUGCAAAUUGGUGCUUCACCUCAGACUGUUGAUGAGUAUGACAUGGCUGCAGAUUCUACUGGAAAGAUUUGUGAAUCUUCUCCUGAGCCUCCCCAAGUUGGUGCUGUGGAGACGGGGAACCAUGUCCCUGAUGCAGGACUCCUUGGUUGUAUCACCACUAGCCUUAGCCUCGAUGGCUCUAUGGAGAAGAGGAAUGAUUCUGGGGCUUCAACAGAUGUCGUCGACUCAAAGAAUGAGGAUAGCAAAAUAGAUGAUCCUGUUGCUAAAGUUGGUGCAAUCAAAUUAGGAUCAAUAUUCACAAAUCCAUUGGAAGAGAUAAAUCUGGGGCCUCAUCAAAUGGUGGUUCAACAACAAAUUGUGGAUAUGUACAUGAAGAGUAUGCAACAGUUCACGGAAUCUUUGGCAAAAAUGGAGCUCCCUACGGAUUUCAACAGACUAGGACCUGAAGGUGGUGGAGAAAUCAUCCAGAGACAGAGCAACUUGGACAAGGAAAACAAGGGGAGCUCCACAAGGGUGUUCUACGGUAGCCGGGCCUUUUUCUAAUUGACCUUUUUCUUGGUUAUGCUUCGAAAAAUUUUCAUAUUCCUCUGAUUUAUCCUCUGCGGAGAAAAUUUAAAAGAACCUGAAAAGAUGUUACCUUAACAAACUUGUAAUCCUUCGAGGUGUGCUGCAAGGAUUCCUCAUUUUAGUCUAAAGCAAUCAAUUCGGCGUCCCAAGGCUGGCGAGAUGAGUAAUGUUUGUAAUAUACAAAGUAUAUCUAUCUAUUUCUGUUGGUCAA
Messenger RNA from Nymphaea colorata (pocket water lily), 2055 nucleotides. RefSeq lists its product as uncharacterized. Bases 630 to 1820 code for a protein of 396 amino acids. The transcript has 2 exons. The record is from RefSeq and is a predicted model, not a curated record. Lineage: Eukaryota; Viridiplantae; Streptophyta; Magnoliopsida; Nymphaeales; Nymphaeaceae.